Molecule: messenger RNA, 657 nt
Organism: Corylus avellana
Lineage: Eukaryota; Viridiplantae; Streptophyta; Magnoliopsida; Fagales; Betulaceae
Source: RefSeq, a predicted model, not a curated record
AUGGCUAAAGUGAGUUCUACGUGUGAAGGCAGGGGAAAGAAGAGAGGCAUAGGAGGAGAAGAAGAGAGCUCAAGAAUGUGCGCGAAAGCUCGAAAGAGCGGCUAUGAAGAGAAUGCCGGGGCUCUUUCCUCGGCUUGCAUGGAGAGGGUGAUGACGAGGAGAAUGCUGAGAGAGGCUUUAGAUGAGGAGGAAAGGAGGGUGACAGAAAUGUUGACGGAGCAGGAAAGGAGGUAUAAAGAGAUGUUGAUGGAGAGAGAGAGAUCGGCAUUCGUUGGUAUAGAAAAAAUAGAAGUGAUAAUGAUUGAGGACGACGAGGAGGAGGUGAACGGAAAGAAGGAUGAGGAGAAAAGAGAGGCUGAAGCCAUUGGAGAUCAGGCUCUUGCUGAGGAAAAGGUGGAGGAAGUGGCUGCCGGAGGAGGAGGAGGAGGAGUGUCGGAGAAGCAGGAAGAGAGUGGGUUGGAGAUUGAUCCGGAUGACUGGGGGUGGACUUGGAGUUGUGAGGAGAAGCAAAAAUGGUGGGAGAGCGUGUGCUAUCCGUAUUGGGAGACAAUGUGUUUUGAUAAUUGGGUUAACGUUGAUGAUCAAGAGCUUCCCUGGGAAGAUGAUCUUUGGAAUUUGCUGGACAUCAAAGAGGUUCCAAAAGACUUGAAGAAAUGA